Galendromus occidentalis (western predatory mite) is the source of this 994-nucleotide messenger RNA. RefSeq lists its product as uncharacterized. Lineage: Eukaryota; Metazoa; Arthropoda; Arachnida; Mesostigmata; Phytoseiidae. The record is from RefSeq and is a predicted model, not a curated record. The transcript is spliced from 2 exons. The annotation marks the transcript as partial.
AUGCAGCACAUCAUAGACAGAUCCACGUUAUUAGCGUCGCACAACGUCUACGAAGCACAGAAGGACGGAGACUCGAAGAACUUCCGCCUACACAUACGGAAUUACAACAACGCCCUUGCCAUGGCAUCAAUGGCUGCUCAUGUGGAUAUACCUCAAGGUUUUGGUCCAUAUUGUUUCCGAGUGCACGGUCAAGUUUAUCACACAAUCGGAGGACUUCGACCGCCGACAGGUCAGCAAGCCCAAUGCGCUCAAGUUCUAAUCAUGGACACGGGAGCGGCUGCUGAAGAACUCGCUGGACGGACUGUGAAUCAAAGUUGCCAGAAGAACAUAUUCGCCUCCUUACACAAUGUCUUGAAAGAGUCCAAUCCAUACGUCCGAGCUUUGCGACUCAUGUCACAGGUUGUGGAAGAUGAAGCCCGCAAUGCUCGAUCAGAAGGUCGCGAUUCUCGGCCCGUGCGUAUGGUAUUCAAUCAGAGCUCCACUGACGAUCAACGAAGAUACAAUGCCGCUUCUGCCAAUGAGGUUGCCAUCGUAUAUGUGGGGGACGAAGAUGUCAUCCCGGGGGAUCGAUUCCUUAUGAUUCACGAGAACAGCGGCAACCUUCGUCUUAUCAGUUAUUUGGAUAAACUGUGCGAUCCUCUCACUUACCCACUGCUGUUUCCGACUGGAGAAGAUGGGUGGCAUCCAGAAAUGCAACGGCGGAAUUCAACGUCGCCCAGACGAAAUAGAAUAACGCAAAAGGAAUACUAUUCAUACCUACUGUUCACCCGACAUCAAAUCUUCAAUCCAUUGCACUUUGCUGGAAAACUUCUGCAACAAUUCAUGGUCGAUAGCUGGCUCAAAAUAGAAAUGAACCGUCUAAACUUCGUCCGCCACAACCAGCACAAUCUGAGACUCGACACCGUGCGCGGCCUCCAAGAUUACAUGCUCGGUGAUAACGAUUGCGAUGGGCCUCCGGGUCGCCGAGUCAUACUGAGUGCAACUUUCACGGGAG